AUGGCGGAGCCCUCCGGCCUGCGGGCCGCGCUGCAGGAGCACGAGGCCCGCCCGUGCCAGGCGCUGGCGGCGAAUCAGGCGUCGCUGAAGCAGUCCUUCGUUGGGCACUCCCCGCAGUUCGGCACGGUCGGGCUGGCAGAGGCACUGUCGCCCAGCGAGGUCGCCGAUGAGCGGGUCUGGUGGUCGGAGGCGUUGACGGCGCAGGUGAUCCGGACCACAGCGGCGCAGACGCAGCAGAUUCUGAGCUUCGUCUCGGAGGAGAUCCAGAAGCAGACGGAGGUGCUGCAGUUCUUCCUCGCGGCGAGUACCCGGAGCGCCGCCGCGGAAGCCCCCCCGGGUGGCGAGGCGCACGCGCUGUCGCCACGGCCGCGCGAUGGCGCGCCGCGCGGCGGCCUGGAGGCGCUGCUGGAGCAGGAGAUAAGCGAGCGUCGCGCCAGCGAGACUGGCCUGCGCAAGGUGAUGGAGGAGCAGGGCGCGGCGCUGGAGGGCAUGUCCCGCGCCCUGGCCGGGCUCGAGGCGCUGCUGCGGCCGCCCGGCGGCGCGCCCGAGGCCCCGCCCGCGGCUCCGCCAGCGGCCGAGUGCGUCCCGGACGUGGGCGAGGCGUCCGAGCGGAGCGCGCCCAUGAAGCACGAGCAUGUCAGCAUGGAGUGGCCGGGCAUGGAGUUGCGGAAGCAGUGCAGGAGAUUAUGCCACAGCCGCCAAUUCGUUUUGUUCACGGUGUGCAUGAUCGUAGCAAAUUCGGCUCUUCUCGGAUUUGAGGCGAACGAGGCUAUGACUUCUCCAGACUUGACUUUGCCGGACGGUCUUGCGUACCGAAUCGCCCACGCGAGUUUUGCCCUGGUGUUCGUGAUAGAGCUUGCAUUGCGCUGGUUCGGCGACGGUGGGCGGGAUUGGGGUGAUAUUGCAGAGCCGUUCAUGGAGAUACAUUGGAUGUUGGCGUUCUUCGUGAAAGCGGCUGGAGAGCUCUCGGCGUCGCAUUCUCUGUCGGAUCAGAAAAUUAGGCGAGAAGACUUCAUCACGCUGAUGAAGUCGAAAACGAACGUGAAGUUCCUGGAGGAGAACGGGUUGGACUUGUGCUUUGCAGGGACAGGCUGGUUGGAGCAGCUGUUCAACAUCAUGGACGAGGACGGCAAUGGCGACCUGGACGUGAGCGAGUUCGUGAACAACCUCUACGAUCUCAAGGGGCCCGCCCGCGCCCUUGAGCAGAAGCUGGAGCACCAGAAGAUCAUGGGCAUGAUCGACGCACUGCGCACAGACUCCAUGCAGGCGAGCGGAGCCCUCUGCGCGGGCACCGCUUCCACGUCCCUGCUCUCGGCGAUUUGGAACCUCUCCGUUGAGCGCCUGCACGCCCUGUUCGUCGUCCUCUUCGGCUGCGUCACGGCGGUCUUCGAAUUCGGCGGCUUCUUGCUCUUCGCCAGUUUGGCGCUGCGCGUCGACCUGUGGUUCUUCCUGGUCCCCCGCGCCCCAGCCGCCGCUGCGGCGCGCCCGGCCUCAGCGGGCGGCGCGGCGGACGGGGGCGCGAGCGAGAACCUGCGCAACCGUGUAUUGCGCGCUGCAACUCCGCAGCUUGGCCAGCGCACGGGGCGCGCGUCAGCGCAGCCUGCCCUCGAUGCCAGGUUUGCGAUUGCAGCGCUGGACCUCAGGGCCCGGAUUCUCGGCGUGGCGACGCCUCUGCGGGCAGAGGCUGGUGCAGCUCGCCUGAGGCGAGACGCGCGGUCUCGAAGCAGGCCGCGGCUGCUGCUGGCGGCGGCCGGCGCCUAA
Molecule: messenger RNA, 1761 nt
Organism: Prorocentrum cordatum
Lineage: Eukaryota; Dinophyceae; Prorocentrales; Prorocentraceae
Source: the annotation of a GenBank genome assembly